Magallana angulata is the source of this 1112-nucleotide messenger RNA. RefSeq lists its product as uncharacterized. NCBI's taxonomy places the organism in Eukaryota, Metazoa, Mollusca, Bivalvia, Ostreida, Ostreidae. The coding region runs from base 1 to 1047 and encodes 348 amino acids. The transcript has a single exon. The record is from RefSeq and is a predicted model, not a curated record.
AUGUCAGAAGGCUCACAGAACGCUGGCUCCCAAGAUGACGAAUCGUGUUCGUGCGCUGGCUCCCAAGAUGACGAAUCAUGUUCGUGCGCUGGCUCCCAAGAUGACGAAUCGUGUUUGUGCGCUGGCUCCCAAGAUAACGAAUCGUGUUCUGGUCUCAUUGAGGGAACUAUAUUGUUCAAAAAUUGCAGCGCUUGUGAUCUAUCACGUUGUGUUCUUGAAGUCGAUGAAACGUUGCGAUGUAAGAGAUUAUUAACUCCUAAAAACAGCCAGCAACGAAAAACUUCGUCAUUUUGCAAAGAAAAGGGUGAACUGCUUGCCAGAAAAUGCAGCAUCAUCCGCUCUAUCCAAAUUGGUACCAGUCGAUGGAUAGAGAUUGGUCCUUCCUCAUAUGUGCCUGAAGACGAAACUUUAGACAGCAUAAAAACAAUAAAUAGCCAAGAAAACCUGAACCUGGCUGUCACCAAGUGGCUGGAGCGUACUUUAUUACUAUCAAUCAAAAAAACUUUAGAUAAUAAUUCCAACUUGGAGGGCAAUGAUCAGGAUGGAGAUUGCAGAGUUAGUGAUGAUAUGGAUAGAGCUAGUUUUUCUGAACAAUCAGAGAUAUCUAACAUGGAUACUGACAACUGCUUUGAAAUAGACAAUAUGAGUACGUCGUCGAGCGCUUUUCAGGAAGUCACUGCAAGUGAUGAGGACGUGUCUUGGGAAGGGGGUGAAAUUAUCGACGGUCACGAUACUAUCACCAGUUAUAUGCUGAAGAACUGCCUAUUCUAUGUUGCAAACGACUUGAAAGACGCUGACAAAAAUAUCAGUCAUUUAGAUAUUACCAUUAAACUUUUUGAAAAACUGCAGAGCUGUGCUAAAGCAAAGAGACUUGAAUCCUUCUUCCUUCCGUACUUGAAUGUUUUCACAUUUACAAACGAGCAUAUCAAAAUGAUACCCGAAGACGAGGUUAUAGAAAGCACCAAGAUACAAUGUCACCGAAUACAAUUGUUCUGUGAGGUAAUUCUGGGAAUAUUGAGACAAAAUAUGCAAAACACUAUCGAUUAAAUCAUAACCAUUCACUUGUGUAAAUAUGACAUAGAUACAUUAAAUAAAAUAUAAAUUUUUAGGUA